Guillardia theta CCMP2712 is the source of this 1410-nucleotide messenger RNA. RefSeq lists its product as hypothetical. NCBI's taxonomy places the organism in Eukaryota, Cryptophyceae, Pyrenomonadales, Geminigeraceae. Bases 1 to 1410 code for a protein of 469 amino acids. The record is from RefSeq and is a predicted model, not a curated record. The transcript has 5 exons.
AUGCCUACGGAUUUUUCUGAUCAACAACAGAAAACACGCAAGAAUUCAAAGAAACCGACUGGCAAGAGGCAGAAUCAAGACAUGGAUGAAUAUGAAACAGAUGAAGAAAUAAUGUGGAAUAAGGUUGUGAAGCGACAUCGAUAUUAUGAAUCUAUUGAGAAACGGGAAACGAAUGAAUUCAUGGAGCGAAUCUAUAAGACCAAAGUCAACGACAUCUUUUUCAGUAGGAAAAAGAAAAACGAAAAUAUUUUUGGGGUGGAUAUCAAUUCGCCAUUACUCCCCAAGGGAUUGCAUCUGCAAGGUAGCACCAUAUUGGAAAAGGCAGCAAACCUGCACCAGAAGCUUACAGGUGGUCUGGAAACGGAGGAAGACAAAACGACGCAUGAGAGCUGGAGCAACUCGCAUUCUGGUAUGUUAGCUGAAAGCAAUCGAUUGAAGAACAUCAGCAGAGAAUUUUCGAAGGAAGGACGAAUCGAUAUAAAGACGUAUCGCAAUGUCAAUCGCGAUACAGCAUUCGAUGAAGGAAUCACUUCUUCAUUCUUCGCGAAAUACAGCUCAGGAGAAUACAUCAAGUCAAAAGACGACCUCGAAGCUUCGCCAUAUUCCGCCAGAGAUUGCAAGAAAAACGAGAGGACCACAGCCACACGGUAUCCAAUGCAUUUCAAUGAAUCAGGAAUUUCAAAUAUUGUGUUCACGCGGAAAUUGAAUGGGACUUGUGACAAUCAAGAUUCCGAACUGGAUUCAGAUGAACGCAGGCUAUUCCAAGCCUUGUUUGCAUCUUACGGUGAAGAAGCCUUUACCAUUUCAAGAUUGAUGUGCAAUAAGAGCAUCAAAGCAAUCGAGAGGAUGAUCCGAGAUUCCAGAAAGGACAUUCCAUGCCAAAUAUGCAAGAAUCCAGAGCAAGGGGACGAAAUGAUUUUGUGUGACAGAUGUGAUAAAGGAUAUCAUAUUUUCUGCUUGGAUCCUCCACUUGUAAGAAUACCUGAUGGAGAUUGGUUUUGCUACCAGUGCAAAGAAAGCAUCGAUGGCGAGGCUGAAAAAGAGCUCGUCGAAGCUUUGAAGAUCAGAAGCCUUCAAGAAUUCGACAAGCUUGCGGACUCUGCAGAAGGGGGGAAACGAAUCAUAUCUUUGGACGACAUUCAUUAUCCUCAAUUUGAAUCUAUAUUUGGGGUCUACUUGUUAACUUGCCCAGUUCCUGUCCAUAGAGAGCAAGCUGUCGCAUAUCUUGUACCGCUCCGGCGGCACCUUCGCAUUGUUGUCGCCUCUACUAUAUCCGCGUUCAUGAGUCUUCAAAUUGAACAUAUCAAAAAGGAAAGGUACAAAUACAUGAAUGGAAGCCAAUCAGAACAUAUGGACGUGAAGCUUAGCACAGCUCCAUAUGCAGCAAAUGAUGGAUACUGGGGACGGUGA